GAUACUUUCACCUGAAACAACCACCACCACCAAACCUCUCUUCUCUUACCUCACUCACUCAGAACCGCCGCCUGCAACAGUAAGAUCCUUUACCCUAACAGGCAAAAGAAGAAAAAACCAACAUCAGAAAGAAAGCAUUCCUGCAGAAGAACCGUCAACCAAAAAAAAAGAAGCCAUGGACACGGACGGCAGGGCUUUGAGCAUAUACAGAGCCGCCAGAACCAUCAAACGGAAAGACAACUCCCUCUACAACGCCCUCCGUUCAAUCUACGAGGACUCCAUCUUCGUCGGCGAGAUCUCCCAGCUGUGGCCGGAGCUCCCUCUCCUCGCCAAUCUCCGAUGCGGCCUCUGGUACUCCCGCGGCUUCGCCGCCACGUGUUACUUCAAAUCCACCGACGGCCACACCAACAAUUGCUCCUUCUCCACCGCUCGCCUCAACCUCCACGUCGCCGCCCUCGCCGGGCAGAAAGGAGGUUGUAUGAUUGUUGAUUCAACCAGGAAAGGGAAGAGAUUUCCCGAUAGCAUGUCGAAGACCAUCCCAAUCUGGACUUGCGUCUUGAAUCGAGCUAUUCGCAAUUACGUCUGCAGAGUGCAGAGAGAGGCAGAGGAGAAGGGUGAAACUGCUGAUGUGGAAUGUACAGCUUCGCUUGAUUGGGAUUGUUCUUUGCACCUCCCACUUUGGGUUCCCGGAACAGAAAAAGCCGCCAUUGAGGAGCGAAUAGACGAAUGGGUUGAACAAUUGGAAGCCAGUGGUGCUGACAUAGCUUCUCUUGCUUCCUGCCUGAAAAAGCCCUUAAGGCCGCUUUGGGUAUCUCAAAAAACCGUCAUAUGGCUCAACGAAGUACCUGAUCACGAUUCGUGGGACUUCACGGCUGUCAUGCUUGUUUCAGCGUCAGCCCAAAAUGGUGUUUUCCAGCAACACCGGACUACCUCGGAGUUCAGCUGGAACUAUAUACCGGGAGCUGGAGACGAUGAGGAGAGUUGGGCUAGGGGUCUCUCCCCGGGUCUCUUCUGGAACCACGCUUAUGAUAUCAUAGGUUCCGGUCCUGAAAUGUGCAACCAAAAGGUUGCCGAGAUAGUUGAGAAGGACAGAGUUUAUAGAGCGCAAAGAGGACAGGACGCUCCCCAAAUCUCUCUCAAGAAUCCAAAGGCAUCGGGUGACACAGAUCGGUGUAGUUCUUGUACUUCUAUUGAUUCGCCGGGAGGGGAUUCUAUGGCUGUGUUUCGGAUUGGUUUGACAAAUGUUGCGGUUGGAAGUAUUCAGCAUGCCGCAAGUGUCCCGGAUGUUGAUUGCAUAUUGAAUUGUGAUGAAGCACAUGUACAUGGCCGUGUUGCGAAUACCGAAGAUUAUUUGCAUCUUCCUAUGGUGAGCUCGAAAUGGGACCGCUUUUCCUUGUCAAGCAAUCUGCCUGCGGCUGUGAACUUUGCGAAGGCACAUCUUAACAAAGGGCGCAGUCUGUUAGUCUGCUGCCAGAAUGGGGAAGACAUAAGCGUCUGUGUUUGUCUGGCGAUUGUGACAUCACUAUUCGACGAAGAAGGGUACUUCGACGAUGGGAGGUCGUUCGCCCAGAAGGGCAUCACCAAAUGGGAAAUGCGGCGGAGGCUGGUGUUCCUCUGCAAAUACGCGGUCACUGCGCGGCCAUCCAGAGGGAAUUUGAAGCAGGUGUAUGGUUUUCUUUCACAAGGGAGAGCUGCUUCUUCAGAUUUUGAUUGAAACGAUUGCUUGAUCAAAUAGAAUAGAGGUGUACUUGUGGAUGGAUUCCCAGUGCCCAUUGCUGAUUUUCUAGUUUUGUUACCCUUCUUUUUCAUUUUGCAGAUUUAUUAUUCUUAUUUGCAGCCAACUCCGGUGGUUUUCCCCCUCUUGGCUAGGGCUGCAAAUGAGGCUCGCUCGGCCUUGUUAAUAGAUGAGUCAAGCUUGUUUAUUAACGAGUUGAGUUUGAAAAGGAUCUUUUUUACUAAAAAUUUGGCUCGUGUUUGAUACAUUCAUUUUCUAGGUCGUGUACGGAUGAUACAUGUGAUUGAUGUUGAUGGUUAAACAUGAGUUAUAAACCCAGUGGCGGAGCCACUUGUUGAGG
Messenger RNA from Linum tenue, 2075 nucleotides. Lineage: Eukaryota; Viridiplantae; Streptophyta; Magnoliopsida; Malpighiales; Linaceae. The record is from the annotation of a GenBank genome assembly.